CUCCCAGGCUAGCUAUUAUCCUCCCAUGUUUGUUUGUUUGUUUUUCUUUGCUUAUUAACAUAGUUAAUAACAACCUCUUUUUCUUUUUAAAAGUUAUAGAGGUGUUUAACGUGGUUGUUGACCAUAACCUUUGUUACAGUCAUGUCCAGAGUUUUCUCAGUUUCUGAAGUCAUAAACCAAAAGCCUGUAUGAUUAUUGUGGUCUAUAUUGAUCAACCCCAUUCUUGAUAGUCAUGUCCUAAAUCACUCACAUCUCAUCUUUAUAUUUAAACCAAAAAUCUACUUUUUCUCUAUUUUAUUUUUAACUAUCAACUUUUUAAAAUAUAUCCUAUACGCUAUUUCCUCUUCUCAAUUUUUUUUUUUUUUUUAAAGUUGUUCUAUUAAAUAUUCAUUAUUAGUUUUUUUGCCUUUUUUUCCUCAAAACAAAAGCAUCAACUUUUACCCUAUUCUUUGGCAAGUUUGGGCCGUUUGGCCACCCAACACCCAUAUCGGCCGACAACAAUGACUACCGACGACCGAAGUCAACCAUUGCUUUGGCAAGAAAAGAGAGAAAGAGAAAGAGACCUUGGGUUUUGGUAUAGAAAGGGAGGAAGAAAAUACAAAUUAUUAUUUAAAAAAUGGUUGAAAGGUACUAGGGUAAUGAGUCAUCAUGACCAUUUUUUAUAAUGACUAAUGAGUAAUGACUAUUUGAAUCUAUCUAUUACAUUCCAUUAUUACUAAGGGUGCGUUUGAUUCGGCUUCAAACGAAUUCAGGAAAUCGUUUUCUGGAAAAUAGGGCGUUUGGCUCUGGAGGAAAAUAUUAUUUUCCGGAAAUCGUUUUCCUGUUGACCAGAAUUUGAAGCCUUGACCACGGAAAUGAAAUUCUGCCCUCAUUUUCACUUCAUUUCAUUUCCGUGGCUUGCAAAACGCAGAGAGAGAGAGAGAAAACACAGAGAACAGCAAACAUAAGCGAGAGAGAAAGAAAAAAAAAAAAAAAAAAAUCGAACGAGAGAGAGAGAUCGUGCGGAAUAGAUCGACGCCGUCUAACGAGAUCGACGCCGUCUAACGAGAUCGAAGCGCGGAAUAGCUCGACGCCAACGAUCGAGAUCGACGCCAACGAAGUCGAUCGAAGCCAACGAGAAGUGCGAGAGCGAGAUCGAAGCCAACGAAGUCCGAUCCGGCCAACGAGCGAAGCUUAUAGCUUCAACGACAGCCAACGAUCCGACCACGCCGAUCGAUCCAGCCACCCAGAGCUCCGAUCCGGCCAACCAAACACAGAAAGCACGAGAACCACCCUUCACGCCGAGCUCCGAUCUACCUCACACCGGUCACGCCGAGCUCUGCCAGACGACCACCGCGCCAAACGCCGCAGACCCACGAUGAAGAAAAAAACCAAAGCCGCAAUUCUUGCAUCAGUUGCAUCUGUCCUCCUUGUGGGGGUUGCAUUGUUAAAGAAAUUACGACGUAGACGUAGAGAUCUGCCUAGGGCGCCUUAUGUUAACCAUGCCGCCGAGAGAGAGGAAUACAUAAAUAGUGUUUUGCAUGGAAGUGAGAGACAUUGUGUGAAUCAACUUAGGAUGAAGCCUAUAGCUUUCCACCACUUAUGUCACGCCCUCACCGAGGGGGAGCACGUACGUCCGACUGUUCACAUGUCUGUUACGGAGCAAGUGUUCAUUUUCUUGCACAUUAUUGGUCAUAAUGUGAGGUUUCGUGUAAUGGGUGGUCGGAUCUAUAGAUCAACUGAGACUGUUCAUAGAUACUUCAAAGUUGUCCUUAGGGGGGUCCUGAAAUUAUAUAGAGCUCUAAUAAGACUGCGUAGCGAAGAUACACCUCCAGAGAUAAGGAAUAGCAGAAGGUUUUACCCAUAUUUUAAGGAUUGUGUUGGAGCAAUAGAUGGUACACAUAUUCGUGCAUCUGUGCCACCUGAAAUACAAGGAAGAUUUCGUGGUCGCAAAGAUGGAACCACGCAAAAUGUGUUAGCUGCCAUUAGUUUCGACUUAAAGUUCACUUAUGUGUUGGCUGGAUGGGAAGGCAGUGCACAUGAUUCACGUGUAUUAAAUGAUGCAUUUGCUAGGCCAGGGGGAUUUUCAAUUCCCAAUGGUAAAUUUUAUCUUGGUGAUGCUGGAUAUGGUAAUAAAAAUGGAAUAUUGUCACCAUAUCGGAGUGUACGAUAUCACUUGAAAGAGUUUAGUGAUCGUCCUCCUGAGAAUGCGCAAGAAUUGUUCAAUCUCCGACACUCUUCAUUGAGAACUACCAUUGAGCGAGGGUUUGGAGUGGUGAAAAAACGUUUUCGAGUGUUGGAUGCAGAACCAUAUUGGUCUUUCCCAACCCAAGUGAAAGUAGUGUUAGCGUGUUGUGUGGUUCAUAAUCACAUUAUGGGGGUUGAACCAAAUGACCAUAUUAUGGAAGAUGCAAUGAACCAAGUAGAGCUUAGUGACCACCAAGAAGAAACACAGUCUCGUCGGGAGUCCGUCGAAGAUAGUAGAUCAUGGAAUGCUAAGAGAGAUGAGAUAUGUCAAGCCAUGUGGUCUGAUUAUAUCAGGAGUGGAGAGUAGUACUUUAUUUAGAUUUUUAUGAUUGUAAUGUGUUUUUUCUUUUUGUUUUUUUUUAAAGACAAUGUAUGUAAUAUAGACUUUUGGUGAUGUAAUGAAAAAGUAUUUUUAGCAUUA
Molecule: messenger RNA, 2647 nt
Organism: Quercus robur (English oak)
Lineage: Eukaryota; Viridiplantae; Streptophyta; Magnoliopsida; Fagales; Fagaceae
Exons: 4
Coding region: 1358-2533 (391 amino acids)
Source: RefSeq, a predicted model, not a curated record